Kwoniella botswanensis is the source of this 1323-nucleotide messenger RNA. RefSeq lists its product as uncharacterized. The coding region runs from base 1 to 1323 and encodes 440 amino acids. The transcript has 4 exons. Lineage: Eukaryota; Fungi; Basidiomycota; Tremellomycetes; Tremellales; Cryptococcaceae. The record is from RefSeq and is a predicted model, not a curated record. Gene Ontology annotation, molecular function: coproporphyrinogen oxidase activity. Gene Ontology annotation, cellular component: cytoplasm.
AUGUCAAUCCGUAUAGCAGCCUUACGUGCAGCUCGACCUGCCUCGUCUCGCCCAAAAGUCUCUCUUCCCCAGCUGAGCAGACGGGCCUACUCUACUCCAUCUUCUCGAGCUGCCCCGUCGUAUAGGGGCUUGGGCGCUUCAGCAGCUACGGGUUUUGCCAUUGCUUUGGGAUAUACCAUCUACCAUGGGUACAACGAGUCAAAACAGGUCCGAUGUGAUGCUGCUCCCCUUGUCGAUGCUGUAGAUACCUAUGGAUACCCUUGGUUACCAGUCGAUGCUAUUGAAAAGGAUGAUCCCAAGAAUCCCAUGCGUAUACGAAUGGCUAACUGGGUAAAAUCCCUCCAAGAUCACAUCGUAAACACAAUGGAAGAGAUCGAAUCUGCUUCUGAACCCAACUCCUUCUCACCCUCUUCUGAAUCACCUAAAUUCCUUAGAGAUACGUGGUUGAGGAAAGAAGGGGGUGAAGGAUCUUCAUGUGUUUUAGCAGGUGGUAGAGUAUUUGAAAAAGCAGGUGUGAACGUUUCAGUCGUCCACGGUUCGUUACCACCUCGAGCUCAAAAAGCAAUGUUACCCGAUCAUCCAUCUUUACCUGAACCCAUCGAGACCGUUCCAUUCUUCGCUACCGGUUUAUCAAUCGUCAUCCAUCCUCGAAACCCACAUGUACCUACUGUUCAUCUGAAUUAUAGGUACUUCGAAAUUGAAGAUCCUCAAAAUCCAAAUGAACCUAAAGCAUGGUGGUUCGGUGGAGGAUCAGAUUUGACUCCAUCAUAUCUAGAUGAAGAUGAUUGUAUACAUUUCCAUCAAGAACUAAAAAAAGCUUGUGAUAAGCAUGAUUCAAGAUAUUGGCCAGAUUUCAAAAAAGCAUGCGACAAGUACUUUUUCAUCACUCAUCGAGGUGAAUCAAGAGGUAUAGGAGGAAUCUUCUUCGACGAUCUUACGACUUCAAGUCCGAUAAAUCAACCUCCCGUAUCGACAAUGAAACAUAAGACGAAAGAGGAUCUAUUCGAAUUUGUAAAAGAUGCUUCAUCGGCGUUUCUACCUGCCUACGUACCGAUAGUUUACAAGCAUAAAGAUAGGAAAUGGACGGAAGAAGAGAGAAGAUGGCAACAAUUGAGAAGAGGUAGAUAUGUAGAGUUCAACCUGGUUUAUGAUAGAGGUACUAAGUUCGGAUUACAUACGCCCGGUGCGAGAGUGGAAAGUAUCUUAAUGAGUCUACCCGAAACAGCCAGAUGGGAAUACAUGUCCCCCGUAGGAGCAGAGGGAACUAACACCCCCGAAGAAGAAUUACAGAAAGUAUUGAAAAACCCUAAAGAGUGGGUAUGA